Messenger RNA from Marmota flaviventris (yellow-bellied marmot), 2238 nucleotides. RefSeq names its product lipase maturation factor 1 (gene Lmf1). Lineage: Eukaryota; Metazoa; Chordata; Mammalia; Rodentia; Sciuridae. Gene Ontology annotation, cellular component: endoplasmic reticulum membrane. The record is from RefSeq and is a predicted model, not a curated record. Gene Ontology annotation, biological process: protein maturation.
AGUUCUUCCCUCCUCUGAGUCCUCGAUGGUCCCUCUUUGCUCAAAGCCUGUAGGAACGUUGCCUAUCUAGUAGGAGCUUAGAUGGCUGUGCAGACACCCCCAUGGAAUUUCGGGUGGGCUAGGAAGCUGGAGUCGGCCCUGCCCACUCUGUACCCCACCAAUUGCGUCGGCUGCCCAGCUUCCUCCGCGGAAAGCAAAAAGGAGGCGCCUGCACCCCGCGAUCCUCGCGGCCCGGCCUCCCCUGUGCAGGCACCGGAUCCACACCGCAGGGAGCGCAGGACGCACUUUCCAUUCGCCUCCAUCGCGCUUCUUCCCUAGAAGGCCAGCGCCCGGGACUUUCGCAACACCGGCUGGCGGAACGAACCAAGGAGUGAAGGAAUCCCGAGCGGCCCCUGGGCCCUCCCAGCGCAACGCCCCCGAAGCUUGCGGAGGGAGGGUGCCUGCCCGCGCGUGGGCAAGACCCACCAGACAGUGGGCGUGGCCAGGGCGUGGUCUCUGCGAUCCGUCCUCCCCGCGCAGGCGCUGAGAUGGCAGCAAUGGCUGCGCCCGAGGGGUCACUGAGGAGGCGGAAGAUCGGGGGCUCGGGCCCAGGGCCUGGGUCGCCGCCCGCACCAGGACGCGAUGACGCUGGCUGCUCCACCCGCCUGCGCACCGGCACCUUCUGGCUGACCAGAAUCGUGCUCCUGAGGGCCCUCGCUUUCGUCUACUCCGUGGCAUUCCUGGUGGCUUUGCAACAGAACAAGCAGCUGAUUGGUGACCGAGGCCUGCUGCCCUGCAGGGCAUACCUGAAGAGCGUGCAGCAGUACUUCCGGGAGCAGGGUGCCUGGGAUGCCUGGAGCUAUGCACCCACCAUCAUCUGGCUGCUGGACUGGUCAAACAUGGACUUCAACCUGGACCUGCUGGCUCUGCUUGGACUGGGCAUCUCGAGCUUUGUCCUGAUAACUGGCUGUGCCAACAUGAUCCUCAUGGCUGCUCUCUGGGGUCUCUACCUGUCCUUGGUCAACGUGGGACAAGUCUGGUAUUCUUUUGGCUGGGAGUCGCAGCUGCUGGAAACAGGGUUCCUGGGAAUCUUCCUGUGCCCCUGGUGGACUCUGUCCCGACUGCCCCGUCACACCCCCACGCCCUGGACAGUGCUGUGGGCCUUCCGUUGGCUCAUCUUCAGGAUCAUGCUUGGAGCUGGCCUGAUCAAGAUUCGUGGUGACCAGUGCUGGCGAGACCUCACUUGCCUGGACUUCCACUACGAGACCCAGCCAGUGCCCAGCCCCCUGGCCUACUUCCUGCACAGGACGCCCUGGUGGGUGCACCGCUUUGAGGCCCUCAGCAACCACUUCCUAGAGCUCCUGGUACCCUUCUUCCUGUUCCUCGGGCGACGGAUGUGCAUCCUCCAUGGCGUGCUUCAGAUCCUGUUCCAGGUGGUCCUCAUCCUCAGUGGGAACCUGAGCUUCCUGAACUGGCUGACUAUCGUGCCCAGCCUCAGCUGCUUUGACGACGCCUCUCUGGGAUUCCUGUUUCCCUCAGGGCCAGCUGGCCUGAAGGACAGAGCCCUGAAACUGCAGGACGAAGAAGCCCAAGGGGCCCAGUCCCGGCCAAGACACAUAGGCUGUGCUGUGCGCCGCGUGGUCAACCUCUCGCUGGGCGUCCUCCUGGCCUGGCUCAGUGUUCCUGUGGUCCUCAACCUGCUGAGCGCCAAGCAGGUCAUGAACACCACCUUCGGCUCACUCAGGAUCGUCAACAGCUAUGGGGCCUUUGGCAGCAUCACCAAGGAGCGGACAGAGGUGAUCCUGCAGGGCACAGCGAGUCCCAACGCCAGUGCCCCUGAUGCUGUGUGGGAGGACUAUGAAUUCAAGUGCAAGCCUGGUGAUCCCUGGAGGCGGCCAUGCCUGAUCACCCCCUACCACUACCGCCUGGACUGGCUCAUGUGGUUUGCGGCCUUCCAGACCUACGAGCACAAUGAGUGGAUCCUGCAGCUGGCCGGCAAGCUGCUGGUCAACGACGCCCAGGCCCUGUCCUUGCUCGCCUCCAACCCCUUUGAGGGCAGGCCACCGCCCAGGUGGAUCCGAGCAGAGCACUGGCGGUACAAGUUCAGCCUUCCUGGGGGCAAGCACGCCGCAGAGGGCAAGUGGUGGGUGCGCAGGAGGCUCGGCCCCUACUUCCCCGCAGUCCGCCUCGAGGACCUGGAGGGCUACUUCAGGGAGCAGGACUAGCCUCUCUAGGCAAAGCCACAAUAAAGGCCCACGG